CCUCAUGAUCCGGCACCACAAAACUACCAUCUUCACGGACGCCAAGGAGUCGAGCACCGUGUUGGAGCUGAAGCGCAUCGUCGAGGGCAUCCUCAAGCGGCCGCCAGACGAGCAGCGACUGUACAAGGACAACCAGCUCCUUGAUGACAGGAAAACUCUGGGCAAGUGUGGCUUCACCAGCCAGACCGCACAGCCACAGGCCCCAGCCACAGUGGGCCUGGCCUUCCGAGCAGAUGGUGCCUUUGAAGCCCUGUGCAUUGAACCCUUCUCCAGCCCUCCAGAGCUUCCAGAUAUGAGGAAGCGAUUGGACUCUUGA
Acomys russatus (golden spiny mouse) is the source of this 316-nucleotide messenger RNA. Its product is annotated as elongin-B-like. Bases 5 to 316 code for a protein of 103 amino acids. Gene Ontology annotation, biological process: transcription elongation by RNA polymerase II. The record is from RefSeq and is a predicted model, not a curated record. NCBI's taxonomy places the organism in Eukaryota, Metazoa, Chordata, Mammalia, Rodentia, Muridae. Gene Ontology annotation, molecular function: protein binding. Gene Ontology annotation, cellular component: VCB complex; elongin complex. The transcript has a single exon.